This is a messenger RNA of Drosophila rhopaloa, 969 nucleotides long. RefSeq lists its product as uncharacterized. Lineage: Eukaryota; Metazoa; Arthropoda; Insecta; Diptera; Drosophilidae. Bases 7 to 951 code for a protein of 314 amino acids. The record is from RefSeq and is a predicted model, not a curated record. Gene Ontology annotation, molecular function: chitin binding. Gene Ontology annotation, cellular component: extracellular region. The transcript has a single exon.
UUCGAGAUGAGGUCUUCACUCCCGAUUUAUAUACUCCUGCUUGGCCUGGCGUUAGGAACCACUAAAGCUGAUGAUAAUCCUUGCCAGGAUGUGGGCCUGGCCGGCUUCGUUUGCCUGAACUGCACCACCUUGGGCUACUGCAUUCGCGAUGGCACUGGAAAAUGGGAAACGAAAUCGAUGUUGGACUGCCAGUCGGAGCACAAUUUCUUCUGCAGCGACGAGGGAACCUUCGGAUGUACUUGGCAAUCGCAGUGCAAGGUGCCGAAAAGAGGUCCUUUCCACUGCCAGCAGGAGGGUUCGUUCCCGGAUCCCUACGACUGCAGGAGGUAUCACAAGUGCAGCGAUCAGAGUGUGGACAGUCCCCACAUCUGCUCCAAUGGAGCUGGUUACUCCACUCUCACGGACUCCUGCGUCCUUCCCCGGGAAAGUGAGCAGUGCACGGAGGAGCAGUUCAGCUGCAGUCGAUCCGGACAAGUCGGUGGUUGGACGGCGGACAAUCGGUACUUCUAUGUCUGCAUCGAUGACACCGAGAGUUCCCUGUAUCCAGUGAUGAUGAAAUGCCGAGAGGGCUACGUUUUCAACGGCUACAGUUGUGUUCCUGAAAGUGCUUUAAAGAAUCUGGAUGGGAGCUUACAGGAAGAAGAGUCCAGCAAAUGCGUGGAUAAGACUAGAUACGAAUGUCCUUUCCGAACUUCCGAGAUUCAGUACUGCAAAUGCGUCGAUGGGGAACAGCAGGUGAUAACCUGCCCCUCUGGCUUCCAUUUCGAUACCAGGAUCAUGACCUGUGUUUCCGAAAGGAUCCAUCAGUGCAAGGACUUCGAGGUCCUUAACUGCCCCAAUGUCAUCGCCAAGAAUGAGUACUGCAUAUGCAUCGAACAACAAUUGCAGAUCUAUGAUUGUCCAAAGGGACACUACUUUAAUGCUGAGAAUUUGUUGUGUCAAGAAGAAUAAUGUGAAUAAUUGCAAUAG